GCUUGUAAAAUAAAGGUUAUGUGUUUAUUAACUGUUUUUUUGAAUAAUUUUAGUACAUUUUUUAAUAAUUCAUUAAUUGUUAUAAGUAAAAUGAUAUCGAUUUAUAAUAUGAAGUUAAUUAUUAAGCAGAAAAGAUUGGUUAACUUAAUUCAAAUGACAAAAUAUUCAGAUAAAAAAGCCCCAGGAAUCCCUCAAAAUCCUUUAGAAAAUGUAAUUACUGCACAUUUACAAUCAGAAAAUGGGGUAGUUUAUGAAAAAAAACCGUUCAAAAUAAAACUUGAAGCAGGUAAUAAUUAUUUCUGGUGUUUGUGUGGUCGUUCUAAAAGCCAACCGUUGUGUGACGGCACCCACAAAGAUAUUUUUUUGAAAGUAAAACAAAGACCAAUUCGUUUUCAAGUUACUGAAAGUAAGGAGUAUUGGUUGUGUAAUUGUAAACAAACAAAUCAUAGACCGUUUUGUGAUGCUACUCAUAAAUCGAAGGUAGUGCAAGACGCCACUCCUAUAAUAAGGUCAUGAGCAUUUUAAAUUUUGCCCUUGUUUCUCUUGAGUUUGGAAGUAGAUUAAUAAUUGCAAUGUUGUAGUAUCAUAGGGGCACUACUAUUUAUAAUAAAUAAAGCCCUGAAUAAGUAA
Agrilus planipennis (emerald ash borer) is the source of this 630-nucleotide messenger RNA. RefSeq lists its product as uncharacterized. Gene Ontology annotation, molecular function: 2 iron, 2 sulfur cluster binding. Bases 19 to 516 code for a protein of 165 amino acids. NCBI's taxonomy places the organism in Eukaryota, Metazoa, Arthropoda, Insecta, Coleoptera, Buprestidae. The record is from RefSeq and is a predicted model, not a curated record. The transcript has 4 exons. Gene Ontology annotation, cellular component: intracellular membrane-bounded organelle.